This is a messenger RNA of Xyrauchen texanus (razorback sucker), 642 nucleotides long. Its product is annotated as dihydropyrimidinase-like. Gene Ontology annotation, molecular function: dihydropyrimidinase activity. The coding region runs from base 1 to 642 and encodes 213 amino acids. Gene Ontology annotation, cellular component: cytosol. NCBI's taxonomy places the organism in Eukaryota, Metazoa, Chordata, Actinopteri, Cypriniformes, Catostomidae. The transcript is spliced from 6 exons. Gene Ontology annotation, biological process: pyrimidine nucleobase catabolic process. The record is from RefSeq and is a predicted model, not a curated record.
AUGGGUCCUGAGGGUCAUGAGAUGUGUCAUCCAUCCAAAGGAUGUCGAGUGGUGUUUGGAGAGCCCAAUGCGGCUGGACUGGGCACAGAUGGCAUUCAGUAUUGGCAUCUGGACUGGGCUCACGCUGCUGAGUUUCAAACAACAUGGUGGGUGGGGGGGGGGCAACUUCACAAAAUCCCAAAUGGCAUCAGUGGUGCUGAGGUAAGAAUGUCUGAUUUAUGGGAGAAGGGUCACAGCAGAAAAAUUGUAGUUGUCACCUGUACUAACGCAGCAAAAAUCUUCAACCUUUUACCCUCGAAAGUGAGAAUUGCCAAAUUCUUUGAUGCAGACCUGGCCAUAUGGGACCCAAAGGCCACCAGGAAGAUUUCAGCAAAGACUCACCACCAUGCUGUGGACUAUAACAUCUUUGAGGGCAUGCAGUGUCAUGGGUUUCCAGUGGUCACUAUCUCAAGGGGGAAGGUGGUUUCUGAAAAUGGGCAACUGUUCACAAAACCAGGCGAGGUACGUUUCAUCCCAUGCAAACCCUUUUCUGAAUUUGUGUAUAAGAGAAUAAAUCAGCGGGAAAAGCUUGGGAAGCCCAGUGCUGUGAGCAGAGAACCGUAUGCUGGAGAAAUCAUAUCUCUAGCCCCAAAAGCAUCCUGA